Messenger RNA from Xylaria bambusicola, 999 nucleotides. RefSeq names its product 6-phosphogluconate dehydrogenase. Gene Ontology annotation, biological process: L-valine catabolic process. The coding region runs from base 1 to 999 and encodes 332 amino acids. Gene Ontology annotation, molecular function: NAD binding; NADP binding; 3-hydroxyisobutyrate dehydrogenase activity. NCBI's taxonomy places the organism in Eukaryota, Fungi, Ascomycota, Sordariomycetes, Xylariales, Xylariaceae. The transcript has 3 exons. Gene Ontology annotation, cellular component: mitochondrion. The record is from RefSeq and is a predicted model, not a curated record.
AUGGCUUCUCCAGUAGACACAGUGGCCUUCAUAGGGCUUGGCGUAAUGGGUUUCCCUAUGGCGAAAAACCUGCUGUCGGGUUUAGGGCCAGAAAAGACACUUCUCAUAUGCGACGUGAGCGAACAAGCGCUAGACCGAUUCGUGAAUGAAGCACAAGGGCGGGCCGCCGUCAAAAUUGUCAGCAACGGUUUUGAAGCAGCAAAAGCAGCAGAUACCAUCAUCACCAUGCUUCCUAGGUCAGACGCUGUCAAGACUGUUUACCUAGACGAGAAAACUGGCAUCCUCGCUGGUGCUGUUGCAGCAGUGAAGUCGGGAUCACCGUCGCCUAAGCUCAUCAUGGAAUGUGGAACGAUAGAAACUGAGACUAUCUUGGCCGUUGCGAAAGCGACUCAAGAACUCAGUGCAUCGAAACUUGAGGGAACCCUAACGUUCGUUGAUGCACCUGUCUCAGGUGGUCCUAUGGGGGCUGAAGCUGGUACACUGACAUUCAUGGUUGGUUGUCCGCCAGCUGUGUCAGAUGCCGUCUUUCCAAUCGUGAAAUCAUAUCUGAAGCACAUGGGCAAGGAGAAGGAGACCUUUUUGUGCGGUGAUGUCGGAGCCGGCACUGCAUUCAAGGUCAUCAACAAUUAUCUCAGCGCUAUCACAUCGCUCGCCGCAUCCGAGGCUCUCAACAUAGGGACUAAGGCCGGCCUAGACGUGAAGCUCCUGACUGACGUUAUAAACGCUAGUGGUGGGCAGUGUUGGGUCACUAGUCAUAGUAACCCGGUCCCAGGGGUGCAAACGAAUGUCCCGAGUAGUAGGGAUUAUAAUGGUGGGUUUAGAAUCGAGCUGUGCGCUAAGGUAUUAAGCAUGGGAAGUAAAUUGGCUGAGAGUGUAGGUGCCCGAACAGUUUUAGAUCAGCCAACACAAGAAGCGUUCCGUGAGGCGAUGGCAGAUGAGAGGUAUAAGGGAAAGGACGCAAGGGUUGUUUACAAGUGGCUGAAUGAGAGUGUGAGAUAG